AUGAAUACAAGCAUUGAUCACCUAGUGACCACUGAUUCUCAAUCAGGUCUUAUAGUAACUCGUGGUAUACCACUUUCUUCAUUUACAUCUACAGAUGCAUCUAUUCUUGAUCUUAGUCAACGAUUAAUUAUUAUUGAUAAUUGGAGAAAAAAUUCAACAUGUAUUUAUACAGAUUCAAUUGAUGAUGAUGAAUUUAAUAGGAUAACAAUAGAAAAUAAAGACAAUAAUAAUUUAAAUAUUGAAUAUUCAUUAACUGAUCAAUUAACACAUAAUUUAAUAAAAGAAAAUUCAUUGUCAGAUAAUACAAAACAAUCACAAAUUGAUCUUUAUUGUUCAAAGAAAAAAUCCAAUUUAUCAACAUCUCGUAUUGUUAUACAUGAACUUGAACCUUCUUCUUCUUCUCAUUUAUCAUCAUCCAAUUUUCUUUGGUCAAACUAUUUUUCAUUAGUUAAUGAACGAUCUGUAUCCGAAGAAUUUUUUGAUCAUUAUUUAGCAUCAAUUCAAUCCGGUUUUGAAAUCAAUAUGAAACUUGAAUAUUGUUAUGAUAGUCAACAUGAUUUAUAUUGGUUAACACAAAUACAAUUAGUUUCUCAUAGUUUAAUUCGUUUACAUUAUGUUGGUUUACCUGAAGAUGAUACUUCAAAUGAUUUUUGGACAUAUAUUUAUGAACAACGUUGUCAUCCAAUUGGUUGGUGUAAAGAAAAUAGUAAAUUAAUGUUACCACCACCAAUUGUAACUAGACGAGCUAUUCAACAAGCAGCAUUAAAUAAUAAUAAUAAUAUUACUUCGAAUGGAAGUGAUAAACAAUCGAUAAUUAUUAAAGGAGAAAAUGAAGAUAGUUAUGAAACACCACCUGCUUAUUUAUUUGAUAAAGAAAUUGGUUUAACACCUGUUGAACAAUUAAAAACCGGUAUGAUACUUGAAUUACAAGAUAUUAAUCGUCCAUGGACUUUAUGGUUUGUACGAAUAAUAAGUAAUCAAGGUGGACGUUUACAUCUUCGCUAUAUUACUAAAACAAUAGAUAAUGAACAAGAAGAUUGGGAUAUUCAUCUAUUUUAUCUUGAUUAUCGUGUUCAUCCUAUUGGCUGGACUUCAAAUAAUUCAUUAAUUUAUUCAUAUGAUAUUCCAACAUGUUUACAAGUAACGAAUGAUAAACAAUUAAUAAUUGAAAUGUGUUUAACACAAUCAAAAACUCAAUUUUUUCCACCAAAUUUAUUUAAAGAACAACAAGAAAUACUCAAACAUCGUUUUACUGAAGGAAUGAAAUUAGAAAUAUUUGAUGGUAAACGACAAAAUGUUUAUAUUGGACGUAUAGGUCAUAUUCAUAAUGAAUAUUAUUUUGAUAUUAUUAUUGAUAAUGAUAAUGAAAAUGAAUUAUCAUUUGUUUCCUAUUCAACUGAUCCACAUAUAUUACCACCACAUUGGGCAGCUGAACAUAAACUUGCAUUAAUGAAUGGGAAAUCAAUUCGUCAAUCAGAAGAGUAUUGGAAUGUUUAUACAGAAAAAAAUGGUAUAAGUGAUUUAGCAUCUGAACGAUGUUUUAAUUUAAUAACUUUGAAUGUCUCAGGAAAUAUUCGUGUUGAACCUGGAAUGAAAAUGGAAAUGAUUUAUACAUUGAAUAAUAAAGAUUUAGUUUUUUCUGUAACACUUAUUCAUAUUAUUGAUCAUUUUAUGUGGUUAAGAAUUGAUGAUACAAAUUUAUUAAAUGAUGAUGAACAUUUAUAUUAUCAUGUUUUACCAAUUAAUUCAUUAGAUGUUUUUCCAGUUGGAUGGGCUAAAUUUAAUGGAUUUCAAUUAAUAAAUCCAAUUGAAUAUAAAAUGAAAAUAAAAACAUAUGAACAAGAUCGAUAUGAAUUAUUUUCAUCAGUCACUCAUUAUCCAAAAAUUCCUCGUGUAUAUUUAAAUGAAGUAUAUCUAUUAACAAUCUAUGUUAAUAUUCGAUGUUUUUCUGGUCCACAUAUUUGCUCAUCUCGUCUUGCUCGUUUACCUUCAAAAUUUGGUCCAGGACCUUAUCGUCAUGUUCUCAUUGAUAUGCUUCAUCAUCUUCUAUCAAUAUUAUCAACAAAUGCUCAUCGUGCAUUACGUCGAUUAGAUCAUCAAAUAAAUUCAAAACUUAAAACUGAAAAUAUAAAAUCAGCUAAGAAAUCUUCGAAAUUAAUUCGUCCUAUAUCAAUACCAAUUGAACCUUGUUCUGUCUAUCAUUAUCUUCGUCAUAUAUGUACACAAUUAGAAGCUUGUCCAAAUCUUCUUAGUAUAAAACAUAUUGAUAAUCAUUGUCCAGAUAAAUGUCAUAUAUUAUCAAAUACUUUUACUUUUUCAACUCAUUCAAAACAUAAACGUACUCAAUUACGUGUCGCACAAAAUCGAUAUCGUAAACAAAAAUCUUUAUUAUGUCAUUUAAAAAGUAAAACAAUAUCCACAAAUGUGCCAAGUCCUACUAUUGAACAAUUACCAUUAACAGAAAUUGCUAAUACAAAUGAUGUAUUACCAAUUACUACUGUCCCAGUAUCAUAUCCAGGAAGUGAUCGACAAACACGUGGAUUUCGUUUUCAUAUCGAACGAAAAACGCAUAAAAUAACAAGAACAAAUAAAAAACAAGACGUAAUAACUAAUGAACAAGAACCAAUUGAAACUAAUCAUUUAAUAUCAGAAGCUUCAUCUUCAUCAUCAUCAACAAAUGCUCCAAUUAAAGAAUCAAAACGUUUGCGUGUAUCAAAGAAAAAACGUCCGUUAUCUUCACCAUUAACAUUAGAUGUUCUUAAUUCAUAUGAUAAUUCUCCAUCAUCACCUAAUAAUACAAAGAAAAAACGACGUCUAUAUACGAAAUCUCAAACACCGAAAGUUGAAAUUCAACAACCAUCAUCUAUUCGAUCAAUACCCUAUCCAAUACCACCACCUAUUGAUCCACGUAAUCCAAUAACAUGGAAUGUGAAUGAUGUUUGUUGGUAUUUAAAUGAAUCUGGAUGUUCAUUUGCAUUAAAAACAAUUAAAGAACAAGAAAUCGAUGGUUCUGCUCUUCUUCUCCUUGAUGACUUAAAUACUGUUCAAGAUUUAUUAGAAUUUAAAUUAGGUCCAGCUGUUAAAUUUUGUCAUGUUGUUGAACAACUUCGUAAUCAAGUUCUUGAUACAUUUCAUUCAUCACCAUCAUUAAAAACUUCUUCUUCUUCUUCUUCUCGAUUACCAACAAAUUAA
Molecule: messenger RNA, 3192 nt
Organism: Adineta steineri
Lineage: Eukaryota; Metazoa; Rotifera; Eurotatoria; Adinetida; Adinetidae
Source: the annotation of a GenBank genome assembly